AUGAACGCCGAUCACCUAUUGGCUGCCUCAUCGCUAUCCAAGAGGGGUCACCUGCAUCUGCUCGCUUCCAAGACGGUACGUGUGCCUUACUAUAACAUACAGUGUGUUUGUGUGUGUGCAUUCUUCAUAUUUGUCGUACGUUGUUCCUUGUUCCAGAAACAACGCACGAACGCUGAUCGGCCUUUGUUUCGUCCAUGGUGCGACGACUACUGUAGCAGCAGCAGCGGCAAGAAGAGAAAGCUAUGCAACAGCGACGAUCAUCAUCGCUACGAGUACUACGACUUCGACUACGAGGACAGUGCCCUGUGGUCAUCGUCUAAUUUUGCCAUGCAGCCGGUUACAGCUGCUCCCUUCGCGCCACCCGUUCCUUACGGCGCGAUGGCGUCAGCCAUCGGUCAGCUGUACGUCCAGUUCCUACCGAUGGUGGCCUCAACUCCCUGCAGCACCGGCGGUGUUCCUUUCUUGACCGUCGCCAAGCAACCGUCACCCACCGAAGCGGACAUCGCCGCUGUUGCCUUCGCCGCUGCUGCGGCCUCCGCCACCUCAUCUACAAUCCGCCCGUCGCCAUGGUCAUCGUGUGGUACCGGUCCUUCGACAGUCUGUCGAUAUGCGUCGCUUGCCGCCGCUGUGGCCGCUGCAGGCCCUCAUCCUCCACCCCCUCCGCAAGGUGCGACGGUCAUUGCCGUCUCACCUCCGGCCCGCAAGUGCCGUCGCUGUCAGUGUCCGAAUUGCCUGAAGCCCGAGCCGGCGGCCGACGCGAACGGUCGACGCGUGCACAUGUGCUGUUUUCCCGGCUGCGGCAAGUCAUACGGCAAGACCUCUCACUUGAAGGCUCAUCUCCGUUGGCACGCCGGAGAGAAACCGUUCAUUUGCAACUGGUUGUUCUGCGGUAAGAGGUUCACCCGCAGCGACGAACUGCAACGGCACCUACGCACCCAUACCGGAGACAAACGGUUCGCUUGUGCCCAAUGCGGCAAACGGUUCAUGCGUUCCGACCACCUGAACAAACACACCCGCACCCAUACGACCCCGACCCCAACCGCAGUGACCAUGGGGUCCACCAACACGCCAACGACGACCGGCGCACCCCUGACCACUGCCAUCGUCAGAUGA
Soboliphyme baturini is the source of this 1113-nucleotide messenger RNA. The record is from the annotation of a GenBank genome assembly. Lineage: Eukaryota; Metazoa; Nematoda; Enoplea; Dioctophymatida; Soboliphymatidae.